This is a messenger RNA of Symbiodinium natans, 492 nucleotides long. Lineage: Eukaryota; Dinophyceae; Suessiales; Symbiodiniaceae. The record is from the annotation of a GenBank genome assembly.
AUGUUGGCCGAGGUGAAAGUGGUAGCGGACGUCAGGAUAACCAGCACGGACUCUGCCGUCAACAACAACUCUGACCGCGACAUCGUGAAUGUCCGCGCUCACGUGAAGAACGGACGCGAUGCGACGACCAUGAUCAACAAGAUCCCAGGCUGGAUCCCCAGCAAGCAGUGGAUGGAGCCCUACAUGAGCCUCGAGCUCAAGAUGGGCAAAGUGGGUCCCGGUGGACGCCAUCAUCCGUGGGCUCAGGAAUUGCUCGGAAAGCUACAACGCCUUGAGGGCCCGUCUCAGGAGGACAUCGAGGCGGCGAAGACGGUGGUGAAGGUGCCAGGAAGAUGGGCACACGCUGUCGGAGAAGAGCCGCUUCCCGAAGCUGGCGGGGAUUUUCGCGGGCAAGGACCUUUCUUUUCCUAUGCCACGGCACGGCGGCCGAUGGCCGAUGACCAGAGAUGCCGAGAAGCCAGCGGCGCCUUACGACCUGCGGUCCAGCACUGA